AUGGAGAUAUUCUUAAGAUUUGUCCCUACAAAUCCGUUAAGAUUAACAGCAUCUAGGAUACUUUUAACGCAUGUAGCUCAUUAUACCCGACUUGCUGAAGUGGGAAAAUUAGAAGCACCGAAGACAUCUGGCAAAUAUGAAACUGGGCAGUUAAUUCUGCACAAAGUAUUUGGAUAUCGAGGCGUUAUUUUAUUUCCAUGGUUAGCAAGAGUGUAUGAUAGAGAUGCUUCUAAUAAAAAGGAAAGCCCGGAAUCCUCUGGAACUGUUGAUUCUUCGAGAGAUACUCUCUCGAACGUUGGCAAGGAAGUUAAGGGCAGAACUCAUACAUUCUAUCAAGUUCUAAUUGAUACCAGAGAUGCGCCUUACAUACGUGCCCAAACUGAAGCAGUAACAUUCCUCGGUAAUCAAGAAUCAAGCCGCAGUUUGUAUGCAAUACCAGGUCUGGACUAUGUGGCUCAUGACGACAUCAUACCCUACACGUCAGUGGAGCGCGUGCCUCUGCAGCAUGAGCUCUUCGAUAAGUUUCUCAUGCACAAUCCUGAUAAAGAUCCGCCAUUUAUAGCCCAAGAAACACUAAGAGCUUGGCAGAAAAAGAACCACCCGUGGUUGGAACUAAGUGACGUGCACCGUGAGACCACCGAGGGCGUGCGCGUCACCGUCAUACCCUUCUAUAUGGGCAGCCGCGAGUCGCAGAACUCGGCUGUUUAUUGGUGGCGGUAUUGUAUCCGGCUGGAGAACCUGGGCCCGCAGGCGGUGCAGCUGCGCGAGCGGCACUGGCGCAUCUUCUCGCUGAGCGGCACGCUGGAGACGGUGCGCGGGCGCGGCGUGGUGGGGCAGGAGCCGCUGCUGGCGCGCCACGCGCCCGCCUUCCAGUACAGCAGCCACGUCAGCCUGCAGGCGCCCAGCGGGCACAUGUGGGGAACAUUCAGAAUGGAGCGUGAAGACGGUUACACGUUCGACUGCCGCAUCCCGCCCUUCUCGCUCGAGAGCAAGCCCGACGAGGGCGCUCCCGUCGCGCCCACCGCCGCCGCG
Brenthis ino (lesser marbled fritillary) is the source of this 1032-nucleotide messenger RNA. The record is from the annotation of a GenBank genome assembly. NCBI's taxonomy places the organism in Eukaryota, Metazoa, Arthropoda, Insecta, Lepidoptera, Nymphalidae.